CAUGAUUGACAUUGUUUAUGUAUGAUAACUGACCAGUUUGUAUCAAUCAGUGUGCCUUGAAUACAUUUUUUUUAAAUUAAAUUUAAAUAUGUGGAUAUUUACAUUAGGGUUAUUUCUACUGACUAUUUUAUUAAAAGAAGAGAGUGUAACAGCGGUAUCGGAAAGCAACUGUUCAUUCGUGCCACAGAAGAUCUGUGGAUUUACUGUAAAUCAGAAGUGGGUGAUUCAGAAUGGAACAUUUACUUAUAGAUUUCUCGCCAUUCCCCCCAGUCCGGACAAAGAUGGCUAUUUUGCUUUGUUUCAAACAAGCAAAGUACAAAACAAAACUCUAGAUACCAUCACAUCAGGAUUCGUGACUGCUGGUACUUACUGUAUAAAAUACUGGAUGUUCGCACAAUCGGCGCAAACUCAGCUGUACAUUAUUAAACAUACAACAGAAAAAGAUUACAACAUUUCUUUUUUUAAAAAUUUAACUCGUCAAUGGAAAGCUUUUGCAAUACCAGCAUCAUCGUCCUCGGAUUUUCAGGUGAAAUUUCAUUCAGUUGUCACCGACUUAGUGACCCACACUGGACAUCAUAUAUCUCCUCAUAUAUUCAUUGGACUAGAUGACGUACGGAUUGUCCCCAUAAAUGAUACCAACGGGAUUUAUUUUUUGACACAAUCGCGGUAUCCAUGAGAAGUAGUCCUUCACGACAACUGAGCAUGAUUAGCCAAUACAUGUCGGACUCAUGCGAUCAUAUCAUAGUAUCCAGUUGAUAUCAUACUUGAGGAACGCACUAGAGAAACUAUUAUUCUGUGCCGCUGUUUACAAAGUGAACAGCGGUUACCAUCUUUAUUGUGUAAACAGAUGUAAGUUUUCAUUUAUCCUUACACCGCUUGACAUGAAACUUUCAAACACUGCCUGAAUUCU
Mercenaria mercenaria is the source of this 910-nucleotide messenger RNA. RefSeq lists its product as uncharacterized. Lineage: Eukaryota; Metazoa; Mollusca; Bivalvia; Venerida; Veneridae. Bases 89 to 676 code for a protein of 195 amino acids. The transcript has 5 exons. Gene Ontology annotation, cellular component: membrane. The record is from RefSeq and is a predicted model, not a curated record.